CCUUGGUAGGAUCGCUCUGUCCACUACCAGGGCUACCCUGAGAUUGUUUAUCGCGUAUUUAUAUUCGUCCAGACGUUUCUUCUUGCAGUCUGCGUUUAACUUUUGAAGAGAAUUAACCAGUAAAACGUGCCGGUCGCCACCAUGCGUAUAUUAGUAAGAAGUUUCGGGUUGGUGGUUCUUGCACUAAUAACAAUGUCAGAAGCAGUGGAAGAUGUUGAAGCACUGCGAUCCGUUUGGUCGAGUGUAGAUCAAUUUAGUUCUCCGUUUUUCCAGACUGCGCAAGAAUUUAUUCCUGGCAACCUUAUAUUGUCCCCUGUAGGUAUAAAUAUUGAUCUUGCUAUGAUUUCUCUUGGAGCUCGUGGAAACACAGAAGCCCAGUUUAGAAAUGUACUUCAUCUGCCAACUUCAGAGAGUCUUGUCACAUCUGGUUAUCAGUCACUUAUUGAUAAUCUCAAUAGUAUUAAAGACAAUAAACUGGCUGUUGCAAAUAAAGCCUUCAUGGCAUCAGGUUUAAAUUUGAAACCAAGUUACAAAAAUUUAACAGAAGUUUACUUCCGCUCUUCUCUUCAAAAGGUAAACUUUGAUCGAGAAAGGGAAACUGCGGAUAUUAUUAAUAGUUGGGUCGAAGAAAAUACAAAUCAUCUCGUUAAAGAGGUUGUAACUGCCGGUAAGUUAAAUGCCAGGACUCGAUUAGUACUUGUCAAUGCAAUGUAUUUUAAAGGCCAAUGGAAAGAUAAGUUCGACCCUGAGUUGACGAAAGAUAUGCAAUUUCACACUAAAGAUGGACCAAAAUCUGCUUCUAUAAUGAAGAGAGAAGGUAAAUACAAAUAUGGAAACGUUCCAGAUUUAAAUGCUAGAUUCGUUGUAAUACCAUACAAGGUUGACGAAUUGAGUAUGGUCAUAAUUCUGCCAAACAAAGGAAUUAAUUCAGACGAAUACAUACGAAAUAUAAAUUUAACGAACAUUCUAAGUAAUGGAGAAAAGCAAAUAAUAACAUUAUAUUUACCAAAGUUCAAGGUGGAAAGUAUUCUGGACCUUGGUGAUAUCUUACCAGAGAUGGGUUUGUCCGAUGCAUUUAGUUCUCAUGCUGAUUUUUCUGGAAUUGCUGAUGGUAACUUGGAUCUCAGUAAUGUUAUACAAAAGGCAUACAUUGAAGUUGAUGAAAAGGGAAAUACAGUCAGCAGUAGUAAUUCUGAUGAUGUAGAAGCUGUUUCAAGAGACUCUAUUAUGAAGUUCAGCGACAGCGUAAAUACGCAGUUCAGAAUUAAUAGGCCAUUCUAUUAUUAUGUCAUAAAAACUAUGGAAGAUGCAGUAGGUCAUGAUAUUCAUCUACAAUUGUUCUGUGGUUUUGUUAGCGAACCCAAAUUCUGAGAGAAGUAGUGCCGUAAUAGUAAUAUCAUAGUAAUGUGAUAAUUUAUUCAUGUGCUCCGUAGUUAUAAGCAUUCUAAUAAUACCUUGUCUCACAAUAAAUGCAUUGCAUUCACCUUAAA
Molecule: messenger RNA, 1490 nt
Organism: Bombus pyrosoma
Lineage: Eukaryota; Metazoa; Arthropoda; Insecta; Hymenoptera; Apidae
Product: antichymotrypsin-2-like
Exons: 8
Coding region: 142-1371 (409 amino acids)
Molecular function (GO): serine-type endopeptidase inhibitor activity
Source: RefSeq, a predicted model, not a curated record